CCAAAAAAAAAAAAAGUUCCUAAACCCAAUCACACCCGCCCUCUCUCUGCGCCUAACGGCCUUCCAAUCUGCUAGGGUUUUCACAUUUGGUUGCAGCGGGAAUGGCCUCCUGCACGCUCUCAGCGCUCCCAAUAAUCUCAAACCCUACCAAUUCUUCUUCUUCCACUCUUCCAUGGCGUCUCAACCCGCAUAAUUUAGCUACCUCUCUGUUUGGAAGGAAACUCUCGAUUCGGCCCUCGAGUUCGAGACGUUUCGUUUCGAAGCAUCGACCAACCAUCGCCACGGUGCUCUCUAGUCUCCCAACUCUGAAACCAGAGAGGGCUUCUUCUGAGAAAACCCCGAAAUGGUCGGCGAGGGCAAUAAAGUCGUUUGCUAUGGCUGAAUUGGAGGCAAGGAAGCUCAAGUAUCCGAAUACUGGGACCGAAGCGCUUCUAAUGGGGAUUUUGGUUGAGGGAACAAGUAUAGCUGCAAAGUUUUUGAGGGCCAAUGGAAUUACACUUUUUAAGACGCGAGACGAAACUGUAAAGUUACUUGGAAAAUCUGAUAUGUAUUAUUUCAGCCCCGAGCAUCCUCCAUUAACUGAACCAGCUCAGAGGGCCCUCGAUUGGGCUGUUGAUGAGAAGUUGAAGUCAGGUGAAAAUGGGGAAAUAACAACAACUUAUCUGCUUCUUGGAAUUUGGUCGCAAAAAGAUUCAGCAGGUUACAAGAUUAUGGCCUCUCUUGGUUUUGAUGAUCAGAAAGCCAAAGCGCUUGCAAAAUCCAUGAAUGAGGAUAUUGUUUUGAGCCAUAAAAUCUUGGGCAGGCUCCUUUCUCAUUGAUAGAUUUCAUCCAUAGCUUUUGAUUUUCCCUUUAUCCCUGCCUUGAUGGCUUGGUCUUGAUCUAUCUUCACAUAACUGUUCUAUCGAAAUGUAUCUUUUGGACAGAUUUAUCUUCUGAAAGCUAAAAGCAUUCUUAGAACCUUUGAAAUGAACUUAACAUACGGAA
Corylus avellana is the source of this 984-nucleotide messenger RNA. Its product is annotated as Double Clp-N motif protein. NCBI's taxonomy places the organism in Eukaryota, Viridiplantae, Streptophyta, Magnoliopsida, Fagales, Betulaceae. The record is from RefSeq and is a predicted model, not a curated record.